GUCGUUGAAAAGAGGAAGCUUCAGUGCUCUAGCACCUCACUGUGUGUUUGCACACAGACUGAUUGUCAAUCUGCUCCAUCUGGAAACACACAACUAGGAUCAACUACAGCUGGCCGCUAACAUGCUCAAGGACUGAAAGGACAGAGUUAGAAGGAGAUCAACACUCCGGAACUCACCACAUACAGUUAAUUGCAUCCUGGUGGCUGAAUUUUGUGAGGGAACUUCAUUAAGGGAGCCACCAUCCAGAAGCCAACAUGACUGACAAAGUGAAUACAUUGCCGUUCUUCUAUGGUAACAUCACUAGGGAGGAAGCAGAGGACUACCUGCAGCAGGCAGGCACAAGCAACGGCUUGUACCUGCUACGGCAAAGCCGAAACUAUCUCGGAGGCUUCGCACUGUCUGUGUCGUAUUCAGGCCGCUGCUACCACUACACCAUAGAAAGAGAACCCAAUGAAACCUAUGCCAUUGCAGGUGGUAAGAGCCACAGAAGCCCUGUGGAUGUGAUUGAUUAUCACUCUCAGGAGAUGGAUGGCCUUGUGUGUCUGCUAAAGAAGCCCUGCAACAGGCCCAAGAACAUGCAGCCAAAGGUGGGGCCAUUUGAGGACCUGAAGGAAAAACUGAUCCGAGAGUAUGUAAAACAAACCUGGAACCUGCAGGGAGCAGCUCUGGAGCAAGCCAUCAUCAGUCAGAGGCCUCAGCUGGAGAAGCUCAUUGCCACCACUGCACAUGAAAAAAUGCCCUGGUUCCAUGGAGCAAUAACACGAGAAGACUCUGAGCCCAGGCUUCAAAAUGGCUCCCGUACAAAUGGCAAAUUUCUGAUCCGACAAAGAGAUCUGCAUGGAUCGUAUGCUCUGUGUUUACUACAUGAAGGACAAGUCAUGCAUUAUCGCAUUGACAGGGACAGGACUGGCAAGCUGUCUAUCCCAGAUGGAAAGAAGUUUGACACCCUGUGGCAGCUGGUGGAGCACUACUCAUGCAAACCAGACGGCCUGCUGCGAGUGCUAACAGAGCCCUGUCCAAGGCCUGAUGGAGAAACUGGACGCCCACUACUCCCACGGGACCAUCCUGGAUUAAGUUCUGCCUUUCAAAGUGCGGCAGGUGGAAUUCUCUCCAGACUCAGAACUGUUCCCAUACCUGGCCGAAAAAAGACCCGGGGAUCUCGACACAACACCACAGAUAAUCUCAAUCCUUAUGAAACCACAGUGCCCAAUAAUCAAGCAACCAGCAAAGAGGCCAUGCCAAUGGACACAGAGGUAUAUGAGAGUCCAUACGCAGACCCAGAUGAAUUGAGGAGUUCCACUGUGGAUCGCAGCCAGCUGUUUUUGGAGGAUGGAGAACUUGGCUCUGGGAACUUUGGUACAGUCAUGAAGGGCAUCUACAAGAUGAGGAAGACUGAGAAGCCAGUUGCAGUCAAAAUCCUAAAGAAUGAUGACAACAACCCAUCAGUACGUGAGGAAAUGUUGCGAGAAGCCAAUGUGAUGCAGCAGCUGGACAAUCCUUAUAUUGUCCGGAUGAUUGGUAUCUGUGAAGCAGAGAACCUCAUGCUGGUAAUGGAGCUGGCUGAACUGGGACCGCUUAACAAGUUCCUGCAGAAGAACAAGCAAACAACCCUAAAGAACAUUACAGAACUGGUCCACCAGGUGUCUGUGGGUAUGAAGUACCUGGAGGAGCAUAACUUCGUCCACAGGGACCUUGCUGCCAGGAAUGUGCUGCUGGUCACACAGCACUAUGCAAAGAUCAGUGACUUUGGCCUCUCCAAAGCUGUUGCUGAGGAACAAAACUACUACAAGGCCAAGGGUCACGGGAAGUGGCCAGUGAAAUGGUACGCCCCCGAAUGUAUAAACUACUUCAAAUUCUCAUCCAAAAGUGAUGUGUGGAGCUUUGGGGUGCUCAUGUGGGAAGCUUACUCCUGUGGCCAGAAACCAUACAAGGGAAUGAAAGGAAAUGAUGUCAUGCAGAUGAUAGAAAGUGGAAAGCGGAUGGAUGCCCCAGUGAACUGUCCACCAGAGAUGUAUGACCUCAUGAGGACGUGCUGGACCUACAAGGCAGACGAAAGGCCUGGAUUUACUGUUGUUGAACCAAGACUACGAGAGUAUUAUUAUGACAUUGCACAGUGAUUCUUCACAUGGAUGUUAUAAGACUAUGCAAACUAUUGGUUGAUGAGAAAAACUGCAUUUAAUCAUAUGAAUGACUGUAGAUGGUUAUGAUUUAUAAAUGCUACUGUUGAAUACUCACUUCAAGUGGAGGAUUUAUUCUAUUUUUUAGACAUAGACCAUAGUUAUGCAAAUUACAUCUAUUUUAUUUCUUUUCUUGUUCCUCCUGAAUGUAAACAAUGUAAAAGCUGUAAUAAACAGAUAAAAGUCCAGCUCAUUCUAUGAACAAACAUUCAUGUUACAGCUAACUAACUGAUUCAUUUGGUAGAUGUCUUUCAUAUAUUCAUUAAGUGUGUUAAUGUAUAGUAGCUGCACCAUUGCAAUGUUAUUAAAGUAAAACCAAAAAACAUCCUUUGAAAAAGGCUGCUGAGAAGUGGAGUAGGCUCAUGCCUUUAUACAAAUCCAUACUAAAGUUCAUAUUUUUAUACUGUUUAUUUAAAAAAAUGACAAAGAAGCAAUUGUAAUAAUUGAAGCAAGACGUGAUGGACAACAGAAAAUAUUGAAGACCUACUCAUUGCUUUGUCUGAGACAGCUAUGUCUAUGUAGAUUCAUUUCCUGAUACAUCCAGAUUGUAAACUGUUAAAAAUUGAUUGUUUAUUACAAUCACUGGACAAUUAAAAGAACAAUCACCAAAA
Messenger RNA from Chelmon rostratus (copperband butterflyfish), 2788 nucleotides. RefSeq names its product spleen tyrosine kinase (gene syk). Gene Ontology annotation, molecular function: signaling receptor binding; non-membrane spanning protein tyrosine kinase activity; ATP binding. The transcript is spliced from 15 exons. Bases 255 to 2117 code for a protein of 620 amino acids. Gene Ontology annotation, biological process: positive regulation of mast cell degranulation; intracellular signal transduction; cell surface receptor protein tyrosine kinase signaling pathway. Lineage: Eukaryota; Metazoa; Chordata; Actinopteri; Chaetodontiformes; Chaetodontidae. The record is from RefSeq and is a predicted model, not a curated record. Gene Ontology annotation, cellular component: cytoplasm; extrinsic component of cytoplasmic side of plasma membrane.